GUGCGGAUGAGCGCGGCGGUUGGCCCUCGCCGGCUGGAGCAAGAUGCACUCCGAUGACAUUGUCUGGGAUACUCUGGGCAACAAACAGUUCUGCUCGUUCAAGAUCAAGACAAAAACACAGAACUUUUGCCGGAAUGAAUUUAAUAUAACCGGCCUGUGCAACCGUUCCUCCUGUCCCUUGGCAAACAGCCAAUAUGCAACUAUCAAGGAAGAGAAAGGGCAGUGUUUCCUUUACAUGAAGACAAUUGAACGUGCUGCUUUCCCCAAUCGGCUAUGGGAAAGGGUCCGACUGAGCAAGAAUUAUGAGAAAGCGCUGGAGGAGAUUGAUGAGAACCUCAUCUACUGGCCCCGCUUCAUCCGGCACAAAUGCAAGCAGCGCUUUACCAAGAUCACACAGUACCUGAUCAGAAUCCGCAAGCUGACGCUCAAGAGACAGAGGAAACUCGUUCCCUUAAGUAAGAAGGUUGAACGGCGAGAGAAAAGACGAGAGGAAAAAGCCCUGAUUGCUGCUCAGCUGGACAAUGCCAUCGAAAAGGAACUGCUGGAGAGACUCAAGCAGGAGACGUACGGUGAUAUAUACAACUUCCCCAUCCACGCCUUCGAUAAAGCUCUGCAACAGCAGGAAGCCGAGAGCGAAUCUGACUCGGAUACAGAGAAGAAUGAAGAGGAGGACAAGGACUCAAACAAGAGGGAGUUUGUGGAGGUAGAUGAGAGUGAUCUCAGUGACUUUGAGGAUAUGGAUAAACUGGGAACAAGCAGCGAAGAUGAGGAAGAGGCCACAUCCAGCGAGGAGGAGGAAGAGAGAAGUGGUCAGCCCAAGUCUAAGGGCAAAGCUCCGCUGAAGGGGCCGGUCAGGAGGAAACGACCCUAUAUUGAAAUAGAAUACGAGCAGGAAACAGAGCCGCUGUCUAAAUCUAAAGCGACGUGACUUCUGUAAAGGGAGGAAGCCAAAUUUUAGAACUGUACUGGGUGAGGAGAUGCCAGUGUCUCCUCAUUUCUAGAACUUUUGCAACUCAAGAAGCUACCACAGACCUCCUGCCUGAAUG
Molecule: messenger RNA, 1046 nt
Organism: Euleptes europaea (tarantolino)
Lineage: Eukaryota; Metazoa; Chordata; Lepidosauria; Squamata; Sphaerodactylidae
Gene: MAK16
Product: MAK16 homolog
Exons: 10
Coding region: 44-928 (294 amino acids)
Biological process (GO): maturation of 5.8S rRNA; maturation of LSU-rRNA
Cellular component (GO): nucleolus; preribosome, large subunit precursor
Source: RefSeq, a predicted model, not a curated record